AUGAAACAGUGUGCAUACGCAGGUCUGUCCGAGGAGGACCCUAGAGGGCAUUCCCCCGCGGGGGCUUGCGCCCCGUGGGCAGGCCCGCGCUCUCGGGCUUCGGGGACCUUGACGCGCCUCUUGCGGCAGCCUCCGACCUCUCCGGACCGCGGCGCCCGAAAAGCUGCCGGCGGCGCCUUGGGGGCGUCUCCUGUGAGAGCAGUGGGAGCCGGGCCCUCGUGUGAGCAUUUCAAUAUCCGACUUUAUGUGUCCAAGCCGUUGCCCCGGAGACACUGCACCCAGGAAGCAGCUGUGCCACGGCAGAUCAAAAAGAAGGCCGCGCCAAGCAGGCCCCAGGGCGGUGGACGUGUACUUGAGGCCUGCGGUGUAUCCGGGGCUGUGAGGGGCUUAGGGCACUGUAAGGUGAAUAGCAUGGCACUUCAAAAAACAUAUCAGAAGAUACUCCGGGAAAAAGAAAGUGCUUUAGAAGCAAAAUACCAAGCGAUGGAGAGAGCAGCGACAUUUGAACAUGACAGAGACAAAGUCAAAAGGCAGUUCAAGAUUUUCAGAGAGACCAAAGAAAAUGAAAUUCAGGACUUGCUGAGGGCCAAGCGAGAACUGGAGAGCAAACUUCAGAGGCUACAGGCUCAGGGUAUCCAGGUGUUUGAUCCAGGGGAGUCUGAUUCGGAUGACAACUGUACAGAUGUUACUGCUGCCGGAACUCAGUGUGAAUAUUGGACUGGCGGAGCCUUGGGAAGUGAGCCUUCCAUAGGGAGUAUGAUCCAGCUUCAGCAGUCUUUCAGAGGCCCCGAGUUUGCCCAUAGUUCUAUAGAUGUGGAAGGACCCUUUGCAAAUGUCAACAGAGAUGACUGGGAUGUUGCUGUGGCUAGUUUACUGCAUGUUACUCCCUUGUUUUCACAUUCUCUAUGGAGUAACACUGUCAGAUGUUACCUCAUUUAUACAGAUGAAACCCAGCCUGAAAUGGAUCUUUUCCUUAAGGACUAUUCACCUAAGCUUAAAAGAAUGUGUGAGACAAUGGGAUAUUUUUUCCAUGCUGUUUAUUUUCCAAUAGAUGUUGAAAAUAAUUACCUUACUCUAAGAAAAUGGGAAAUUGAGAAGAGUUCUUUAGUUAUUUUAUUCAUUUACUUAACUUUACCAAGCCUACUACUGGAAGACUGUGAAGAAGCUUUUCUGGAAAACCCUGAAGGAAAGCCACGACUGAUCUAUCAUCGUUUGGAGGACGGGAAAGUCAGUUCUGACGCUGUCCAGCAACUGAUUGACCAAGUUUCUAACCUAAGCAAGACCAACAAAGCCAAGAUCGUCAGUCACUCAGGAGAUCCUGCAGAAGGAGUAUAUAAAGCAUAUGUGUGUGUGGAAAAGAUUAUUAAGCAGGACAUACUGGGCCUUGAGAACACAGACCUGGAGACAAAGGAUCUGGGCAGCGAAGAUUCCAUUCCAGAAGAAGAGGAUUUCGGUGAUGUUCUGUGGGACAUACGUGAUGAACAAGAGCAAAUGGAAACUUUUCAUCAGUCUUGUAAUUCAGCUCAUGAGUUGGGAUUUGAGAAAUAUUACCAACGCCUUGAUGAUCUGGUGGCAGCUCCAGCACCGAUUCCACCCCUUCUGGUAUCUGGGGGACCGGGCUCUGGAAAGUCUCUUCUUUUAUCAAAGUGGAUUCAAUUGCAACAGAAGAAUUCCCCUAACACACUGAUUCUUUCUCAUUUUGUGGGAAGGCCUCUGUCAACCAGCUCAGAGUCUUCUUUGAUUAUCAAGCGACUAGCUCUAAAGUUGAUGCAGCACUCCUGGGCGGUGUCUACUCUGACACUGGAUCCUGCCAAGCUUCUGGAGGAAUUCCCACGGUGGCUGGAAAAGCUGUCUGCUCGUCAUCAGGGCAGCAUCAUCAUCAUCAUUGACUCUAUAGAUCAAGUUCAGCAAGUUGAAAAACACAUGAAAUGGCUGAUAGAUCCACUGCCAGUGAAUGUAAGAGUAAUUGUUUCUGUGAAUGUAGAAACAUGCCCUCCAGCAUGGAGGUUGUGGCCUACACUUCAUCUUGAUCCUUUAAAUCCGAAAGAUGCAAAGUCUGUCAUCAUUGCAGAGUGCCACUCUGUAGACAUUAAACUGAGUAAAGAGCAGGAGAAGAAGAUAGAGCGGCACUGUCGUUCUGCUAUAACCUGCAAUGCUCUGUAUGUCACCCUUUUCGGCAAACUGAUGACACAUGCUGGGAGAGCAGGCAAUUUAGAUAAAAUCCUUCACCAGUGUUUGCAGUGUCAAGAUACUGUGGCAUUAUAUAGACUUGUUCUGCACUCUGUCCAGGAGUCCAUGGCAGAUGAAGUGGAUAAAGAACUAAUGAAACAGAUCCUCUGCCUCGUCAACGUCAGUCACAAUGGUGUGAGUGAGUCAGAACUGAUGGAACUCUAUCCUGAGCUGUCCUGGGCUGUCUUGACCUCCCUCAUUCACAGUUUACACAAAAUGUGCUUGUUGACCUACGGUUGUGGCUUGCUCAGGUUUCAGCAUCUACAGGCUUGGGAAGCAGUAAGACUAGAGUACAUGGAGGGUCCCACUGUUGUGUCUUUGCACAGGCAAAAGCUGAUCGACUACUUCACCGUGCAGCUGAGCCUUUUUGAGGCAGUCUCCUCGUCAGAAGACACAACUGGGCGCUAUCGCCGCUCAUUUCCUGGGCUGCGCGGAGUGGGCUGGAGAAGCGCGGAUGAGCUCCCUUGGCUCCUUCGGCAGCAGGGAAGUGCGCAGAAGCUGCACAGCUGCCUUCUUAACCUCUUCGUGUCUCACAACCUCUAUAAAAGAGGACACUUUGCUGAGUUGCUGAGUUACUGGCAGUUUGUUGGCAAAGACAAAAGUGCCAUGGCAGCAGAAUAUUUUGAUUCAUUGAAGCAGUAUGAGAAGAAUUGUGAAGGGGAGGAGAGCCUGAUCUGCUUAGCUGACCUCUACGAAACCCUGGGGCGAUUUCUGAAGGAUCUAGGCCUUCUCAGUCAGGCUGUGGUGCCUUUGCAGAGGUCCCUAGAAAUUCGGGAAACAGCUUUAGAUCCAGAUCACCCAAGAGUAGCUCAGUCCCUCCACCAACUCGCAAGUGUGUAUGUGCAGUGGAAGAAGUUUGACAACGCAGAACAACUGUAUAAGCAGGCAUUGGAAAUCUCAGAGAAUGCUUAUGGUGCAGAACAUCCACAUACUGCUCGUGAACUUGAAGCACUUGCAACUUUGUACCAGAAACAAAAUAAGUAUGAACAAGCUGAACAUUUCAGGAAAAAAUAUUUUAAAAUUUGUCAGAAAGCUACAAGGAGAAAAGGCCACUUGUAUGGAUUUGCCCUUUUACGCCGCCGGGCCCUGCAGUUAGAAGAACUGACAUUAGGAAAAGACACACCUGAUAAUGCUCGGACCCUCAAUGAGCUGGGCGUUCUCUACUAUCUUCAGAAUAACCUGGAAACGGCUGGCCAGGUUCUGAAGCGGUCCUUAGAAAUGAGGGAGCGAGUUCUAGGCCCAGAUCACCCCGACUGCGCCCAGUCUUUGAAUAACCUGGCAGCGCUGUGCCAUGAAAAGAAACAGUAUGACAAGGCGGAAGAGCUGUAUGAAAGAGCCUUAGACAUUCGGAGACGUGCACUGGCUCCGGACCACCCCUCGCUGGCAUACACGGUGAAGCAUCUUGCGAUCUUAUAUAAGAAAACGGGGAAACUUGAUAAAGCUGUACCUUUGUAUGAAUUGGCUGUUGAAAUUCGACAGAAAUCCUUCGGCCCAAAACACCCUAGUGUAGCUACUGCUUUGGUAAACUUGGCUGUUCUUCAUAGCCAAAUGAGAAAACACGCUGAAGCCUUGCCGUUAUAUGAAAGGGCAUUAAAGAUCUACGAAGACAGCCUGGGUCAGAUGCAUCCUCGAGUUGGAGAAACAUUAAAAAACUUAGCUGUGCUCAGCUAUGAAGAAGGGGAUUUCGAAAAAGCUGCCGAACUAUACAAAAGGGCAAUGGAAAUAAAAGACGCAGAAACAUCACUCUUGGGCGGAAAAGCUCCCUCACGACAUUCGUCAAGCGGAGACACAUUUAGUUUAAAAACAGGUCAUUCUCCUAAUGUUUUCCUGCAUCAAGGAAAGUCUUCCUCAUAGCAGCAGUCACAGUUCUUUGCCAGUGUACCUUAGGAUGAAGUCACUAAACGUUUGGAACAUUCGAAUUUGACACAAGUUUUUAAGACAUUUUUUACUACUUUGUGAUUUCUCUUACAUUUUGUAUGAAACUGUAUAAUACAGCUCAGACUAUGCUAAGUUUGCGCUGUGAUUGUGCCUGUUUUAGUUGUUCAAAAGAAUUUUCCUAUUUUACUGGUUCCAAGAAUGUAGGCACGUUAGAAUCUUCAGAUGACAUGAGGAACAGAUGGUCUCUGUUCAGCAAGAGCUGGCGGAGCAGUUGCGACAAGGCACUCGAGAAGUCCAUGGUUCUUUUGAGCUGCCAAGAGCGGACUUGGCCUCUCCAUUCCCCGUCUUGCUUGGCAGCAGUAGUCUGGCCCACCUCUCUACCUCAGAGGAAAGUUUCAAGGACUAAAGGGAUGUUGAUGAAAGAUUUGAACUGUCAGUAAAACAAUCUAGUCACAAGAAUCCCUGACGGCUACAUUUUAAAAAAUUCUUUUUUAUUCUCCCAUUUCCUUGAGCAAAUUGGGCCAGGUCCUUCUGUGCCGUCUACAUUGUAUGUUCUUAUUGUGUAGUAUUUACCUGCAUGACAUCUGAAGCCAUGAAUACAGUAACAGGUCAAGCUUUUCAGCAUUCUUUGACCUUCCCCAAAAUACUGAUUUGACAAUCUAUCUUUUCAUACAUGUCCUAAAUCUGUCUUCAUUUACCUCAGUCUGUUCUCUUUAUACUGAAAUUAAAUAUUUUUCAUGGGUUUUGUAAAUUUUGCUAUAUUAUGUAUGUCUUGUACAUUAUAUAUUUACAUAUAAUAAAAUCAUUUUUAACACUUGUAA
Messenger RNA from Carlito syrichta (Philippine tarsier), 4928 nucleotides. RefSeq names its product nephrocystin 3 (gene NPHP3). Gene Ontology annotation, biological process: convergent extension; determination of left/right symmetry; kidney development. Gene Ontology annotation, molecular function: protein binding. Lineage: Eukaryota; Metazoa; Chordata; Mammalia; Primates; Tarsiidae. The transcript is spliced from 30 exons. Bases 1 to 4083 code for a protein of 1360 amino acids. The record is from RefSeq and is a predicted model, not a curated record.